AAGGCUUCUACAAAAUAUCCAUGCAGAUCAGUUCAGCUUUUUCAACAGUGCGUUCUGUGUGGUUUUUUACAGCACCAUGAAGUUUUCGAUGUUAAUUUGUUUGUGCAUUGCCAAUGCAUUGGCCUAUCCAGAAGAACCACUCGUAAUUGAACCCAAGCCUGAAGUGCCAAUUAAAGGUGUACCCAUGAAAUUAGUGGAAAUUAAACCGAAUCCCCCAAUUAGAUCGAUCGAACCAUUGGCAAAUGAAGAACAACUUAAUGAUGGCGGUGACGAAAGUCUUGAACCAGCCGCAUCAGCUUGGGGACAUGGCUAUGGUAGAAAUUAUGGCUGGGGAGGUUAUCGCAGUUAUGGUGGAUAUGGAGGAUGGGGCGGUGGAUAUUCACGAUCAUACUAUAGACCACACGGUGGAUACUAUUCACGUUACAGAUCAUACUGGUAAUUCGUCGCAAGAAAAAAGAGAAAUUCAACAUGAAGAAUUUCAAGUAUAAAAUACAGCAUCAGUUGAAUAUCAAAAUUUAUCUCAAUAUGUUUAUUCUAUUUUUUUUUUUUGCAAUCACGCCAUUAUCACUACAAACUUUCAUUGAAUAAAAAGUUUCUUUCUUCGUCGA
Contarinia nasturtii (swede midge) is the source of this 608-nucleotide messenger RNA. RefSeq lists its product as uncharacterized. The transcript has 7 exons. Lineage: Eukaryota; Metazoa; Arthropoda; Insecta; Diptera; Cecidomyiidae. The coding region runs from base 77 to 439 and encodes 120 amino acids. The record is from RefSeq and is a predicted model, not a curated record.